AUGGCUCUGACACUCACUUUCGCUUCCUCCCUCCCAGCUCCAGUCCAAGCAUCGUCCAGAUCCUCUAGGAAGACCGACCCGUACGGAAAGAAGACUGGUUCUUCAACCUGGUGGGCCCCACUCUUUGGUUGGUCUUCCUCUCCUGAUUACAUUAACAGCGGUAGUGCCGGUGGCACAAGCGAUGAUGUACCAGACAAGGAAUCCGGGUUAUUGGGUUCGGAUAAGGGACCAGGACCCAGAUCGAGGUUCGCUCUGGGGUCCUUCACUGAAGAGAAAGCGAAGCAGCUUAGAAGGAAGACUAUAGAGGGUAGCACGUUUCACGACAUGAUGUAUCACUCGGCGAUAGCAUCUCGUUUGGCUUUGGAUGGAUCGGGUCGGCCCGAGAAAUUGCAGUCCACUCCGGCGUGGAUUGAUAGGAGAAAGAAAGGAGACAUGCUUGACGCGGUGGAGUUGGGCUUUGACUAG
Dovyalis caffra is the source of this 465-nucleotide messenger RNA. NCBI's taxonomy places the organism in Eukaryota, Viridiplantae, Streptophyta, Magnoliopsida, Malpighiales, Salicaceae. The record is from the annotation of a GenBank genome assembly.